AUGGCAGGCCUGAUAAGACUGCUCAGAACGCAAUUCAUCCCCCCUACAGAGCCCAGCAUCUCAUUUGCGGGAAAGACAGUGGUCUUAACCGGUGCGACAGCUGGGCUCGGAUUUGAAGCCGCCAUUAAGAUGCUGAAUCUAGGGGUCGAGUCAUUAAUCAUCGGCAGCCGAAACCUACAACGAGGUGAAGCAACCAAGACGGAGCUUGAGCAACGGACAAACAGACUGGGCGUCGUACAGGUAUGGGAGCUGGAAAUGAGCAGUUUCCAGAGCGUGAAAGAUUUUGCCGCCCGUGUUGAGAGUUUAAAACAGCUCGAUGUUGCGCUCCUGAAUGCCGGCAUCUGGAAUCGAGAGUUCACUACGUCUACGGAAGGAUGGGAGGAGACAUUGCAGGUCAAUACGCUCUCUACCUCUUUGCUAGCGCUUCUGCUGCUUCCGAAACUGCGAAGUUGCUCGACCGACUCAUCGCCAACCCAUUUGACUGUCGUCUCGAGCCAGCAGUUCGUUCGUGUUCAAGCAAAGAGUCUCCGGACGGAUGGGCCGUUGCUGGAGCAUCUGAAUGAUGCGCGACGGUUCAGCGGGCCAAAGCAGUACGGUGUUUCGAAGCUUCUUCUGGAGUAUGUUCUCAAGUCAGUAGCCGCGCAACUGCACAAUGAAAAUGGGACAGUCCCGGUUGUUGUCAAUACCGUCAGUCCAGGGCUCUGCGUGUCGUCGCUUGGCCGGCAGUACACUGGGUUGCACCACCGAUUGGUCGUUUGGAUAAUGUAUAAGCUUUUUGCUCGUACAGCAGAACAAGGGAGCCGGUCGCUGGUCAGUGCGACAUACCAGGGGUUAGAGUCGCAUGGAAGGCGUUGGCGAAGUGAUGGAUAUCUAGAUGAAUCAACAGCACUGACCACGGGAGCGGAAGGGAAGCAGUUCCAAGCAAAAGCUUGGAAAGAGAUCAUGGCGGUUCUCAAAGAACAGUCAAAUCUCGCUGUUGUAUUAGACUCCAACACCGGCGUUAGUGCAAACUAG
This is a messenger RNA of Aspergillus nidulans FGSC A4, 1014 nucleotides long. Its product is annotated as putative short-chain dehydrogenase/reductase family protein. The transcript is spliced from 2 exons. The record is from RefSeq and is a predicted model, not a curated record. NCBI's taxonomy places the organism in Eukaryota, Fungi, Ascomycota, Eurotiomycetes, Eurotiales, Aspergillaceae. Bases 1 to 1014 code for a protein of 337 amino acids.